This is a messenger RNA of Malassezia globosa CBS 7966, 4833 nucleotides long. RefSeq lists its product as uncharacterized. The record is from RefSeq and is a predicted model, not a curated record. Lineage: Eukaryota; Fungi; Basidiomycota; Malasseziomycetes; Malasseziales; Malasseziaceae. The transcript has a single exon. The coding region runs from base 1 to 4833 and encodes 1610 amino acids. Gene Ontology annotation, molecular function: ATP-dependent chromatin remodeler activity; ubiquitin protein ligase activity; ATP binding. Gene Ontology annotation, biological process: DNA damage response; protein polyubiquitination. Gene Ontology annotation, cellular component: nucleus.
AUGCUACAUGAGCCGGUGCUCGUGACCCCGCUUGUUGGUGAUGGUGAUGUUGAUGCGCCGCUUUCUACUUAUGCCAACGUGGAUGGAGACGGCUUUUCUCACGUUUUAGCACAGGAAAAGCGAUCCCAUGACCGCGUAGAUGCAGUUUGGCUAUGUCAAGACACGCUCGAAUAUGCUAUUGACCGCGAUCCACCUGCAUCGCUGCAUGGUGUGCCGGUAGACCUGGCCUGCGUACGUGAAUGGCACGUGCGUAUGUGUCCCGGUACGCUCAUGCACCCUGCACAUGCAACACUCCUUGACGUGUUUGUGAAGCACCAUGGUGGACAGGAAAUCCAAAGAGGCGGCAGCACUAGCGACAGCAAGCGAAAAGGCAUCGAGUGCGAUGAGACAUCGCCUAUUCUGACCGUUCCAUUGCUGCAAGGCACUUCAUCAUGGCUGCUUACGUGCCUCGCAUUACCGAUUGUGCAUGUUGAUACGCGCCUCUCGUGGAGUGAGCGGCGACUUGUUCUUCGUAUGGACGUUUUGUUAUCGCAUGCCUGCUUCGCACCACAUCCGCCUUCUACAGCAGAUCAGCUCCGAACGAUCGUUGAACAUGCAAAUCAGUUGGCCGGAACUUUCUUCUUGUCACAUGCACAUGCUAUCGAUGAGUUGUCGGGCGCGACCCUCGUGUAUGAGAGCCUAUGCCGACGCGAGCGUGAGCGAAGUACACAGAUGCCUCCUGCCGAGCAACCGCGUGCCUUGCUCGCGACUUUAUUGCCGUUCCAGCGGCGUUCAGUCAGCUUUCUACUUGAGCGAGAAGCUCCGCCUUCUGAGCGUCGCACAUUGCGCACGGAGUGUGGGCCGUGGUGGAUUCACGCCGGUAACAAAGCUGGCUUGUAUUUCAACGUUCUCACAGGAGAAUUCACCGUCGAUGCAACAGCUGCAGUUGGUGUGGCUGGGGACGUGCGGGGCGCAAUUCUUGCAGAGGAAAUGGGACUGGGAAAAACGAUCGAAGUUCUCGCGCUCAUUCUCGAGCAAGCCGACCCACACCGGCACGAAAAGCAUGAAGCGUACUGGGAUGUGCAGAACGAAGUGUGCGUGCAGCCAAUCGGCACAACGCUCAUUGUUUCGCCCGAGACACUCCGGCGCCAGUGGCUUGAUGAGGUUGCGACAUAUGCGCCAUCGCUGCGUCUAUAUUCGUACACAGGCCACAAGCAGGCAUCUGAACAUCGCGGAAGAACUGAAACGUGGGGUCAGUGGGCUAGUCAAUACGAUGUGAUGGUCGUGUCGUUUGAGGUUCUUGCACGCGACUUGGCCGCGUCGCAUGCCGCGCCUGUGCGUGCGCUUCGGCAUCCAUCGCGAUAUGAGCGUCCACGAAGUCCGCUUGUGCAGCUCGAGUUUCUUCGUGUGGUGAUGGAUGAGGUCCAGCUGGUUGGUGGGAAUGCCGCCAAGACCAUCGGCAUGAUCCGUCGGCAACGCAGCUUGGCCGUGAGCGGAACACCAGUGCGUCGGUUGGCAGAUCUACGUACUUCGCUAUGGUUUUUGGGACUCGUACCGCCGUCUAUGACAACACCGCGUGCUUGGAAGCGGAUUCUGAGUGCCGAGCUUGCGCCCUACGUGUGCGAGCUGCUGGCGAAUGUCGGCAUCCGUCACACCAAGGCCCAAGUCGCGCAUGAAAUGGUGCUUCCUCCACAGACUCGCUUCCUCGUACCGGUGGACUUUACGCAUGUGGAGACAGCCUUUUAUCGUGAUGUGUGGCAGGCCAGUCUGGCUGCGCUCAAUCUUGAUGCGGACGGCGCUCCCAUGUCGGACACGUGGGUCCUUGAUACGGGUAUAUUACGCUCGCAAUUGCUCCGCUUGCGCCAGGCUUGCACACACCCACAAGUCGCUAUGCGUGGUGGGCAUGUACUGGGAGCAGCCGACCCAAGCAAUGCCAGUGGUGGAAGUGCAUCAGCAGGAGCAUUAGGGUCUGUCGAAGCAGCGGGAACGUCAAAUGUAGCAAGUGGUGCUAUCAAUCUUCGCAGCAUUGAGCAUGUGCUUGCACAGAUGAUCGAGGCCUCACGCCUUGACUUGAACACGCUCAAGCACGCGCUCAUAUCGCGUCGCAUCUACCGAGCGUCGAUCCUGCUAUUUGCUCCGGCUGACGAGCUCGCGUGCAACCACCUGUUCUCGAGCUCAGGGAAGGGCUCCUCCGAGGCGGACGAAAAGAAGGACAUUCACUCGCACGAUCGCUUUGUUGCCGCCGAUGCUACGACGAUGGCUCCUUCUCCCGUCACUGCCGCUACUACCGCGCUCAUGGAAGACGUGCGUACUCGUGAUCGGCGAAACGUGGCACGUGACCAACUCGAGACGCUCCUCGCCGAGGCCCAGGCUCAUGUUGAUGCACUAAACGAGGCGAUCCGAGAAGCGCAUGUACGUGGCCCGUGGUACGUCCUCACAGAGGCCGAGCAGGAACAGCUUGCUGCAUACGCACAGGCCGCAGAUCCAAGUGGACCUGCGCUGCCGGACGCACCGAUCCACGAAAAGCUCCGUUUACGCCAACAGUACGUUGGAGCGCUCAAGAGUCGGCAGCGGCACUGGCUCCAAGUGUUGCAUCGGAUUCAACAGUUCUCCGGACAUUGUUACUUUCAGCUCGGCCAGAGUAUCACAUCCAAGUGUGGCGGCGAACCUGCUGGCGAGCAUCUCGAUAACGGUCUUAGCAACGUCAACACAGGGCCGUCUCCGUCGCCUUAUAGUGCAUUGGAAGACACAGCGUACCAAGCUGCCGAGCUGACGCGACAACAGCUGCUGGCUGACGCUCGCAUGCAUGUCGAGCAAUGUGCGAGUGCAUUGCAAAAGCAGGUGGUGGAUGUCGACCAGCUUGCACAAGUGAAGAUGCCGUCUAUGACCGGACUUACGGGACGAGCAAUUUUGGACGAUGUAGCAGAGCGAGUGCAUAUGUUACAAGCGCAUGCCGAGCUCAUCUUGGACUGGCGGGCACAAAUUUAUGCGCGGCUCAUGAAACCAGUGAAUCGCGAAGUGAAUAAGGCGCGGGAAGACGAUGACGUGUACGCCGAGAACCUUGAUGCUCAGAUUGAAGCAGAAACACUGCUGGAGAUGUACCGACCACUCCUUGCUCAGCGCGACGAGCUCUUAACGGGGCGCAUCGCUCUGGGCGCUACAGCGCGGCCGCAGCUGUUCGUGGAACUAGAUCGCGAGCUUCGCUCAGCUCGUUUGCGACGCUUCCAAGUCGAGCAUGUCGACGAAGGUAUUGGCGAUGCAUACGACACUGAUGGCAAAGGAAAAGGCGACAAAGACGAAUUCAGUGAGCAAGUGCGACAAACAAAACGACUACAGCUCAACCACUUUCGAACUCUUGAAGAAGCGCGCCGUUGUGUAAUGCUGCCGCCGUAUGCACCGCCCCUUUCGGCACUUCUUUCUGCGAUACGGGACGUGCGGGAUUCUUCCUUGCAUCACGAGGCGCAGCUUCUUGCGUCGAUGCAUGCGGCUGUACAGACACUCCUCCGUGAACAGCAGCGGCAUCUUGAUGCUUUGCGGCGGGAGCAGAUGCUAUGCCAAGCUCUGUUUAAUGCACGUGCCAUGUACUUCAAACAGGUGCAAGAACUGUCGGACCAGGUACAGGAUCCAGUAAUGCCCAACGGUCCAUGGGCGAGUAUUAGCACAUCGCUUGCGCAGGAGCGUACUCUGAGGCAAAAGAUCGGCGCAACUGAGGGACGACUGCGGUACUUGGGUCACGUUCAGCUUAUGCAAGAGGCUAGCACUAAGUAUCGCCAUCAGAGCGGUAGCACCGGGGGCACUGGCACGGGCGACGCCGACACUGACAUCGAUGCAGACGAAGCACGUCGCUGCUUCAUAUGCACGAAUCUCAUCGAGACAGGCAUCCUAACGAAUGCUUGCGGACAUCUGUGCUGUGAAGCAUGCUUCCAUGCAUGGCUUUCACAUGGUCACCGGACAUGUCCCAUGUGCAAAACAAGGCUGGCGCCUAGGGAUGUGCACCGCGUCGUAUAUCGCACAGCGACGACAUGGACUGGGCCUAGCGCCUCAUCUGCGUACACAUCCUCCAACACGUUUCAAGUUCUUCCAGCAGAGAUGCGGCAAGCUCUCGAUAACAUGGCACUCGAAGGUGGGAGCGGCAGCAAGCUGGACCUGUUAAUUCGCCACCUUGUGCAUAUUCAGUGUACCACGGGUGAAAAGAGUCUAGUGUUCUCGUCCUUUGCUCGAGGCCUCGACUUGGUCGCUAGCAACCUCGAACGGCAUGGCUUGGCCUAUGCACGUGUCGACGGCACGGGAGGAAAACGCUCGAGCGCCGCGGUCCACGCAUUUCAACACAAGCCGGACGUACGUGUGCUGCUACUGCAUAGUGAGGCACAGUCGGCAGGGCUCAACUUGCUUGCAGCAACGCACAUGUUCCUGCUUGAGCCACUGCUGAAUCAUGCUAUGGAACUGCAGGCCAUUGGACGCGUCCAUCGCAUCGGGCAGACACGACCCACGUACGUUUACGGGUACAUGGUGCGUGAUACUGUGGAAGAGCGUAUAGUCGCUUUGGCUGCGGAGCGAAAACAAUCAUUAUACGUUUGUGCGCAUUCCCAUCGUGAGAGGGGCGACACCACAACUACGCAUGAUGAACAUAACCAUGAUGGCGUCGAUGAGAACCGGAACGACAGCGAUCGCAUGAACGCAGAAGCCGAGGAUAGUGCAUUGCUCCAGGCAGCGCACGACGCUGCAGCGCGAAACACGACGCAAGAGAUUAGGCGCGGUGAUUUGGUUGGCUCAACGAACGAUCUCUUGGCAUGUCUAUUUCCUCAACACCUUGGCAGCGCACCGAUGCCACCAUCGAUGAGUGAGAGCGAGUGA